GUAAAUAGAGCUGUGUUCCGGUUAGCCCCUAGGCUGUCAUAUACCUUUAUAAAUACCAUACGAAUCUGUUUCAAGCCACACUCACUUUCUUUACAUCAGUACAGAAUCGUGUGUAUCGGGAAAAAUGGUUCGAAUAAAUUAUAUUUUCCUGGUCUUUUGCUUCAAUUAUGCCCUGAGCGCUGAACAAAAGAAGAGAUCAUAUGUUGGCGGUGGAUCGCACGGAUUCAGUUCUGGAGGCGCUAUUUCAUCAAUUGGAGGAGCUGGAAUCGCAUCGUCUGGAAUUAUUUCUUCGAUUGGAAGCGGCAUCGGAGCAGAGGGUGUUGGUGGAGGCUUUGUGUCUGGAGGUGCUGGAGGUAUUGGCGGUAUCGGAGGAUUCGGGGGCAUUGGCGCUGGUGGAGUUGGAGGUGGAUCAAUAAUCGGUUCAGGAUCGCUCAGUGGGGUCCCAACGCAACACACGGUAUCGGAAUACUACAAUACUGUAGCCGUUCCCGUUCCUCAACCGGUACCAGUAUCCGUGCCUAGGCCUGUACCGUACCCGGUACAUGUUGGUGUGCCGGUCGACUCGCCCCGACCUGUGCCGGUGCCUGUACCGCAACCCGUACCUCAUGUAGUAACGCGACCUGUAGCCGUCCCAGUUGAUAGGCCUUACGCGUACCCGGUAGCCCAGGCGGUACCCGUUACGGUAACUCAAAGUGUUGGCAUUCCUGUUCCGCAGCCCUAUCCCGUAUCAGUUCCCGCCCCAGUGCCUGUCAGCGUACCCCAAGCGGUUUCUGUUCCAGUUACCAUUGUGGCUUCUGGAUCUGGAGGAGGACUUGGACUUGGCGGUGGAGUCAGUGGAUUCGGAGGUGGCUUCAGUGGAAUUGGGGGUGGCGUCAGUGCAGUUGGGGGUGGGAUCGGGGGAUAUGGCGGUACGGUUGGUGGUUUUGUGCCAUCUUCUGGCAUUGGCUUAGGGGUAGGCGGUGGCAUUGGACACGGUAUAGGAUCUGUAACUUUAGGAUCAUCCUUGGGAUCAUCGUUGACUUCCGGCUCGUUGUCAGGUCACACGAUCGCUACGUCUCAUGGUCACCGCAUUCACCAUUCGUAUUAAAUCUUCAACUUUGUAACCUUCCUUGCCAAAUUAAGUCUGAGUAGACUAUAUUGUUUUAAGAUUGUAAAUACUUUGGGUAUUUAAAUGGUUUUAUUAGUAGCUGUUGAUAUCACAUCCAAUAAAAGGAAUUAGUUUAAUAUAA
Messenger RNA from Bombyx mori (domestic silkworm), 1229 nucleotides. RefSeq lists its product as uncharacterized. The record is from RefSeq and is a predicted model, not a curated record. The coding region runs from base 125 to 1087 and encodes 320 amino acids. The transcript is spliced from 2 exons. NCBI's taxonomy places the organism in Eukaryota, Metazoa, Arthropoda, Insecta, Lepidoptera, Bombycidae.